AUGAAGCUUGAAGAUGCGUCGAGCGGGUCCCUCGGACCGGUGAUCGAGGUGAUCCAAAGCAUCUUGAAUCGGACUGGCUACAUUUUGCCUGCAUUGCUGCUCUUCAUCAUCGCGCUCGCCAUCAAGUACCCCAAUCGUCUACCAGGUACCAUGUGAGUCUUUGUUGAUGACAAUCAGCAGCGCAUACAUUGCGUUUUCCGAGCUCAGACCAUCCAUUCUGUCUCACAGCGAUCCGAAAUAUCGACCUGGAGUGUAUUUCCCACCAGGCGCAGACCCUCUGAUCGGGCACACGCGGAUGAUCGUAGGCUUCGGCAGCGAAGGUCAAUUUGAGAACUUCAAGGCGCUCAGCGAUGCCACACCGGCCGGAUCAUGGAACGUGAGCUUCUUGGGAACCUCUUCGAUGACCUUUGUCAACAGGCCCGAGUACCUCGAGUACAUUCAAAAGACCAACUUUGACAAUUUCCCAAAAGGCAGCCAGUUUACUGGACGACUGGGAGAUCUGCUCGGCGUGACGGGGAUUUUUGUGGCGGAUGGUCAUCCUUGGAAGACGCAGCGCAAGCAAGCUAGGUGAGUUGCGUGCCGGCUGCUUGGAACCUGACCCAAGCAGCCUGAGACCUCGUACUGACGACUGGCGUCGCGUCUCCGUCCCGUAGCCACAUGUUCUCCAACCGCGAGUUCAACACCUGGGUACGAGCCGUCAUUCACAACGAACUGGACGACAUCAGCGCUCUGCUUGACAAUGUUACCACCAAGAAUGGACCAGGCAAAUUGAUCUUGCCCGAAUUGAUGUUUCGAUACACGCUAUCCAGUUUCGCCAAGAUGGCCUUCGCAGCGAAUCUCAACUGUUUGUCACCCGAUCCCGACUCCCUCGAGCGUCCUGUGCCUUUCGCAGUGGCAUUCGACCGAGCGCAGGCCAUCAUCAACGACCGCUUCAUCACUCCCGGAUGGUACAUUUGGGAAAAAUUCAACAAGACCGGCAGGGACAUGCGUUCUUCCAUCAAGACGAUCAGAGAAUUUGGUCUGGACAUUAUCCACAAGCGCUUGGCUGAGCGUCAAGACGAGAAGAAAGAUCCAUUGGCACCGGUCGAAGGUACCAAGAAGGAGCAGCUCAAGAAGGAGGGCAAAGACUUGCUGGACUUUUUCAUGGAUCUCACCACCGAUCCCGAGGAGUUGCUCAUCGUCGUGCUCAACUUCAUCAUCGCUGGACGCGACACCACUGCUCAAAGUCUCAGCUGGCUCUUCUACGAGCUGAUGGCUCAUCCCGAGCACGUGCCAAAGAUCCGCAAGGAGAUCGCGGACAAGUUUGGCGAGCCAGAGGGAGGGGUGCGUCUGGAUUACGAGAGCUUCAGAGAAUUGCCAUAUACUGUUGCAUGUCUUCACGAAGCUAUCCGACUGCACCCAGCUGUGCCCAAGAAUGGAAAGGCGGUGACGAAGGAUGACGUCAUCAUUCCCCAGGGACCCAACCCGGACAAUUUGCCGCCAGUACGAGUGUUUGCGGGCGAGCGCGUUGGCUGGUCAGACUGGGUCAUGGCGCGCACGCCAGCCAUUUGGGGUGCAGACUGCGAAGAGUACAACCCUUCUCGAUUCCUCGAGACGGACGAAACGGGCAAGUUGCACCUCAAGAAUUUCGGUCAAUGGAAGAGCCACUACUUCAAUGCUGGACCGCGACUCUGCUUGGGCAUGAACCUGGCCACUUACGAAGCUACCGCCUUCAUCGCUGCCGUCUUGCCACGCUUCGACUUCGAAUGGGCCACUGCUGCCCAGGGUCAGAAGAGCGCUUGGCCCCCUCAAUACGCCAACAGCGUCACUCAUCCCAUCAAAGAUCCUUACCUCGUCAACGUUACGCGCAACAAAGCUUGA
Molecule: messenger RNA, 1860 nt
Organism: Ceraceosorus bombacis
Lineage: Eukaryota; Fungi; Basidiomycota; Exobasidiomycetes; Ceraceosorales; Ceraceosoraceae
Source: the annotation of a GenBank genome assembly